GACUACGGCUAGGUGACGAAGAGAUAUAUACUCCCAUUUUCCUCUUCGUUUUCCUGGUGUCAGAUCAAUCAUGCACCAUCCCAAUUCAAGGUGAAAGCCAUCAAAGUGUCAUUCCCCCAUUGUCAAUGAUUCACAGGAAACUCCGACACACAGACGGGCAGGCAGAGAAACAGAAAGGCAGCAUCAACAAGCGGGUUAGGGGGGAAACAAACAACCAUGCUACCCAGAGAGAUUAAUCUGCUUUACCGCCAGUCCUCAGGAACAAAAUGGGGGGAAAAUUCACAGUGAACACAACCCCCAGCUGUAAAAUCAGCUAAUAAACAUCGUCAAACCAUAUGCAGAAAAGUGCUGAGGUAAUCACGAGAUAAGAUAAGCUGGUGAAACUUUGCUCAAAAACCGCUGGCUUCAGACACCUUCAGGUGAGAUGCCAGGAGGUGGAUCCUUUUGUAAACUUUGUGUUAGCUGGAGGACACAGUCAGUUAAGAUCUGUGAAAUGCCUGCGUUCACCAUGCUGUGGACUGCAAGCCUCUGUCUCCUCUGGGCCUCAUCCAUCCUCGGCGCUCCAGUAAACAAACAGAGACAGAAGGUGCUCCUGAUCUCCUUCGAUGGCUUCCGGUGGGAUUACGACCAUGAUGUGGACACACCAAACCUUGACAAAAUGGCCAAGGAUGGAGUCAAAGCCCCGUACGUCACACCUCCUUACCUCACUAUCACCAGCCCUUCACACUUCACCCUCUUGACAGGCCGCUACGUUGAGAAUCACGGGGUAAUCCACAACAUGUGGUUCAACACGACCACCAAACUGAAAAAGCCUUACUACCAGACUCAGUUUGUGAAUGAGUGGUGGGACAAUGGCACUCUGCCUAUCUGGAUCACAGCGCAGAGACAGGGCCUAAAAGCUGGCUCUCUUCACUUUCCUGGCACAGCUUCCAGUUACCAGGGAGAGAAUGCUAUGAAGAAAGAAGUAGAGCCAGGGCUCUACAACUACAAGAACGAGACCGCUUGGCGAGUGAACACAGAUAAGGUGAUGGGUUGGCUGAGACACGAAGAUCUGGACUUUGUGUCCCUCUACUUUGGUGAGCCAGAUGGAGUAGGCCACAAAUAUGGUCCAGACUCCCCACAGCGACAGGAGAUGGUCAAGCAAGUUGACCGAACCGUGGGCUACAUUCGACAUUCAGCUGAACAACACGGGCUGACUGAUCUCCUGAACAUUAUCAUCACAGCUGACCACGGCAUGAGCACGGUGGUCAGAAAGCGUCCGGAUGACAUCACCCUCUACAAGAUCCCAGGGUUCUCAUUCAGUGACAUCUCCUUCUACCUGCUGGACUAUGGACCCUCUGGGAUGCUGCUGCCAAAACCAGGCAAACUGGAGAAGGUUUACAACACCUUGAAGGGGGUCCAUCCACACCUCCAUGUGUACAAGAAGGAGGAGAUGCCAAAACACCUCCAUUUUGCCAAAAACGAUCGUAUCCUUCCCAUCAUUUUAUGGGCUGACCCGGGAUAUCUGAUCAAUGCGCAUCUCCCAGUUCAGUUCAACAAAGGAGAGCACGGCUUUGACAACCAAGAGAUGGACAUGAAGGUUUUCUUCAGGGCAGUGGGCCCGGCAUUUCGUAAGAACCUAGUGGUGGAGCCCUUUGAGAGUGUGAACAUCUACCCCUUGAUGUGUCACAUCCUGGGCAUCCAGCCAGAGGUCAACGAUGGCCACCUGAAUGCCACCAAGUGCAUGCUGGUUCCUAAGACUACUACCAGUACUCAGGCCACAGGUAAGGGUGUGGAUCUCCGACAAAAUGCCUUUACUGGACUGGCCGCAGUGACUGGAUUCCUUGCCGUAGUUUUUAUAGUGGCGAUGUCCUACAAAAUAUUCAAGAAGAAAAGCAAGAGCGAAAGAUCAGGAAGUUUAAAAGAUAUUACAGAUGAAAAACCUGAAAAACAAACUGCAUUUUGAUCAUCACACAAAAAUGUAAUGCUUCAGGGUGAGACAGCUGCCUGCGGACAUUCCUUCCGACUGAUUGGCAUUACAUGUGAGGAAAGACAAUACCUGGAUUGCACAAAGAAUAA
Molecule: messenger RNA, 2058 nt
Organism: Monopterus albus (swamp eel)
Lineage: Eukaryota; Metazoa; Chordata; Actinopteri; Synbranchiformes; Synbranchidae
Product: ectonucleotide pyrophosphatase/phosphodiesterase family member 7-like
Exons: 6
Coding region: 425-1945 (506 amino acids)
Source: RefSeq, a predicted model, not a curated record